Molecule: messenger RNA, 1113 nt
Organism: Triticum turgidum subsp. durum (durum wheat)
Lineage: Eukaryota; Viridiplantae; Streptophyta; Magnoliopsida; Poales; Poaceae
Source: the annotation of a GenBank genome assembly
AUGCCCCCGAAGAAGGCGGCGGCGUCGAAGGCCGACGUCGCGAAGAAGCAGAAGGUCGUGGAGGACAAGACCUUCGGGCUCAAGAACAAGAACAAGAGCAAGAACGUCCAGAAGUACGUCCAGUCGCUGCACCAGUCCGUCCAGCCCAAGCCCGACCCGACCAAGACCGCCGCCAAGAAGAAGAAGGAGGAGGAGAAGGCGCGCGAGAAGGAGCUCAACGAUCUGUUCAAGGUCGCCGUCAGCCAGCCCAAGGUCCCCGUUGGUGUCGACCCCAAGUCGAUACUUUGCGAGUUCUUCAAGGUUGGACAAUGUCAGAAGGGUUUUAAAUGCAAGUUCUCACACGACCUGAAUGUCCAAAGGAAGGGUGAGAAGAUUGAUAUUUACAGCGACAAGCGUGAUGGAGAGGAAGAAGAUACAAUGGAUGACUGGGAUCAGGAGACCCUUGAGAAAGUUAUUGCAUCAAAAAACGCAGAGUACCAGCAGAACAAACCUACUGAUAUUGUUUGCAAGCACUUUCUUGAUGCUGUGGAGAAGAAGCAGUAUGGGUGGUUUUGGGUUUGUCCAAAUGGCGGCAAGGAGUGCCGCUACAGGCAUGCCCUUCCGCCUGGUUAUGUACUAAAGUCUCAGAUGAAAGCCUUACUAGAGGAAGAGAGUAAAAAGGUUGCAAUUGAAGAUGAGAUUGAAGACCAGCGCAGAAAGGUUCAAACCACAACCCCUAUGACUACAGAAUUGUUCAUGGAAUGGAAAAGGAGGAAGGCAGAAGAAAAGGAAGCUGGUCUGGCGGCCUUGAGGGCAGAUAGGGCUAAGAAUGACCGUAUGAGUGGUCGCGAGUUGUUCAUGGCCGAUGCAAGUGUGUUUAUUGAUGAUGCUGAAGCAUAUGAAGUUUAUGAAAGACGUGAAGAGCCACAAGACAACCAGGAACAGGGCAAGAAAAGUCAGGAUGAAGGUCCAAGCUCAUCAACCUCUAAUGGCAAGGAGGCUGAUGAGGAGCCGGAUGAUGAAGAUCUAGAUGAUGACGAUGACCUAGACCUUGACGAAUUAAAUGAACUCGAAGCAAGCCUGUCAAGAACUUCCAUUCAAAUUCGGGAACCAGGUGAGGGGACAUCAUCUUGA